Messenger RNA from Thermochaetoides thermophila DSM 1495, 1533 nucleotides. RefSeq lists its product as uncharacterized. Gene Ontology annotation, cellular component: cytosol. The transcript has 3 exons. Lineage: Eukaryota; Fungi; Ascomycota; Sordariomycetes; Sordariales; Chaetomiaceae. The record is from RefSeq and is a predicted model, not a curated record. Gene Ontology annotation, biological process: protein import into peroxisome matrix. The coding region runs from base 1 to 1533 and encodes 510 amino acids.
AUGGUAGCUGAUACGACCUACUACGAUAUCCUCGGCGUCCCGCCGACAGCCACAGAUCUCGAGAUCAAGAAGGCGUACCGCAAGCUCGCCAUCAAGCACCAUCCUGACAAGAACCCCAAUGAUCCCGACGCCCACCGGCGGUUUCAAGAAAUCGGUGAAGCCUACCAGGUGCUGUCUAACGAGGAGCUGCGCAAGCAAUACGACAAAUAUGGUAAAGAAUCUGCCCGCCCGUCCGAGGGUUUCGUCGACCCCGCCGAGUUCUUCUCCAUGAUCUUUGGCGGAGAGGCGUUCAUGGACUGGAUCGGCGAGAUUAGCCUCAUGAAAGACCUCACGGCGACUCUCAACAUCACUAUGGAUGGUGCUGAGGAAAACGAGGAGGCUGCUGCAGCCGCCGCAGCUGCGGCCGCAACAACAGGCGAGGCUGAUGCAUCGGGCGAGAAAAAGCCUGCAGCGCCCAAGGUCGUGAUUGAGGAUGAGACCGGCGAGAAGGUUGCUAGCGACGGUCCGACACCCCAGGGCUCCGGCGCAGCAACCCCCGGCGGCAGCUGGUCGACCCAGAUUCCCAUUCGCCCGGCUCUCAUGGAUAAGUCCUCGGAGGAGCCCGCAGCGCACGCCGCUCAGGAGGAUGUUAGCAAGCGCAAAGAAAAGGACAAGAAGUCGAAGGGUGCUCUGAGCAAGGAGCAGCGAGAGAAGCUGGAGCAGUACGAGAAGGAGCGCGCUGAGGCCAGGCAGAAGCGCGUCAAGAUGUUGACUGAAAAGUUGAUCGAUCGACUCUCGAUCCUUACUGAGGCGGAGCCGGUCACUAAGGAGGUCAAGGAGGCUUUCAAGGAAAAGAUCAAGCUGGAGGUUGAGGAGCUCAAGAUGAACUCGUUCGGCGUGGACAUCCUGCAUGCGAUCGGCCAGGUUUACGUCACGAAGGGCACUACCCUGCUGCGCAGCCAGAAGUUCUUCGGUGUUGGUGGCUUCUUUGCGCGCAUGAAGGAGAAGGGCACUGUAGUCAAGGAUACCUGGAACACGAUCAGCAGCGCCAUUGACGCCCAGGCUACCAUGGAGGAGAUGGCUCGCCUGGAGGCCCAGGGCGGCGAGGACUGGACCGAGGAGAAGAGGGUUGAGUACGAGCAGCGCGUCACUGGCAAGAUCCUGACUGCUGCCUGGCGCGGCUCCAAGUUUGAAAUCCAGAGCGUCCUGCGCGAGGUCUGCGAUGCCGUCCUUUACGAUAAGAAGGUGCCGCUAGCCAAGCGCCUGCAGCGUGCCGAAGCGCUGGUUAUUGUUGGGCAGAUUUGCUCAGAGGCCAAGCGCACUCCCGAAGAAGAGGGCGGCGAGUACAUGGUGUUCGAGCAGCUCGUAGCCGAGGCUGCCAUGAAGAAGGAGAAGGAGUCCAAGAAGAAGGGCAAAGACAAGGAGAAGGACAAGCGCAAGAGCACCGACCAGAACAGCAACCAUUCCGGCGCCAAGUUCGGCGAUAAGGCCUGGACUGCGGCCGCUGAGGCUGUGGCUAACGAUGCGCCUAAUGUCCCCAAGUCCGGGGCAUGA